This is a messenger RNA of Trypanosoma brucei brucei TREU927, 129 nucleotides long. RefSeq lists its product as hypothetical. The coding region runs from base 1 to 129 and encodes 42 amino acids. NCBI's taxonomy places the organism in Eukaryota, Euglenozoa, Kinetoplastea, Trypanosomatida, Trypanosomatidae. The transcript has a single exon. The record is from RefSeq and is a predicted model, not a curated record.
AUGAGGAAACGAAGAAGGAAUUUUGAUUUUUUUUUCUUAAAUAAAAAAAAGGAGAAGAAAAAAACAAAAAGUGAUUUAAAAGAGACAAAAACAAAAGUAUAUGAAUCAUCAGAGCAGGUGCGUAAGUGA